This is a messenger RNA of Nematolebias whitei (Rio pearlfish), 639 nucleotides long. RefSeq lists its product as uncharacterized. The transcript is spliced from 7 exons. The record is from RefSeq and is a predicted model, not a curated record. Gene Ontology annotation, cellular component: membrane. Bases 1 to 639 code for a protein of 212 amino acids. NCBI's taxonomy places the organism in Eukaryota, Metazoa, Chordata, Actinopteri, Cyprinodontiformes, Rivulidae.
AUGCCGCCCUACUCUGAAGUGCGGAAAAGCAACCGCUUCUACUACUUCAUCAAAUUCACCCUAAAUGUCUACUCAAUGAUGUUCUCGCUCGUGGGCCUCUGUGUCCUGUGUGUGGGGGUGUAUGCAGAAGUUGAAAGGCAGAAAAAUCGAACCUUGGAGGGACUUUUCCUGGCUCCUGCCGUGGUGCUCAUCCUGCUGGGCCUGGUGAUGUUCACCGUGUCUGUAGUAGGAAUGGUUGGAUCCCUCAGGGACAACAAGACCCUGCUGCACAUGUUCCUUUGUGUUCUUUGUGUAUUACUGCUCCUCCAAGCAAUUGCUCUCGCUGCAGCUCUCAUCUUUGAAAAGAAGACAUCAACGUUGUUUCAGAGUACCAUACGAGAAGGAAUUAAACACUACUAUGAUGAUCUUGAUUUCAAGAACAUCCUGGACUAUGUGCAACAAAAGUUCUCCUGUUGUGGAGGGGAUGAAUAUAAAGACUGGGGUGUCAAUCAGUACCAUUUUUGCAAUGGUACUGGUCCACUAGCCUGUGGGGUUCCAUAUACCUGUUGUGUUCGACGCAAGGCAGGAGAGGUUAUCAACACGCUAUGUGGCUACAACACCCUGAAUGAACAGUUGGACAUGCCCAAAGCAUCUCCCUAG